Hevea brasiliensis (rubber tree) is the source of this 2493-nucleotide messenger RNA. RefSeq lists its product as uncharacterized. Gene Ontology annotation, biological process: carbohydrate metabolic process. The transcript is spliced from 4 exons. Lineage: Eukaryota; Viridiplantae; Streptophyta; Magnoliopsida; Malpighiales; Euphorbiaceae. Gene Ontology annotation, molecular function: hydrolase activity, hydrolyzing O-glycosyl compounds. The coding region runs from base 547 to 1938 and encodes 463 amino acids. The record is from RefSeq and is a predicted model, not a curated record.
AUUUACAGAGGAAUUUUUUUUUUUUUUUUUGGGUAUAAGUAGAUGAUUCUUCUUUAGUGUAAAAAAAUUUCAAAACUCCAUUGGAUGCCCAAAAGGAAAAAAGAAAAAAAAAUCCAAACCAGUGUGAAAGAAGCAGAGAGAAUUUGAGGCGGAGGCAAGGCAAUUAGGCAAACUCAUCAUUAGAAUUAAUUAGAUUAUACCAUAUCUUUCUACACAAAUCUCAUUUUGGUCCCUUCAUUGAGUCCAGCAACAAAAUCAUCCAACAAACGCUGGAAGCAUAGCGAUAGAAAUAUAAAUACACAGAGCAUUUUUUUGGUCUCAAGUCGUCAUCAAUCAUCCACCUCCUCAGAUCCAAUUUGAACCAGAAAUCAACUACCCAACUCUUUUCUCUUCCUUUCUUUUCUUUUGACCUCACUUAACUUGAUUGAUUGUUAUUAGAUGAGAGAUUUAUUGGUAUUCAAUGAGACUGUGAAGUGGUUUGUGGAUUGCUUGGUUUGUUAAGUUGGUUUCUUGCUUCAACUUAGAAGAGCGUCAGCGAUAAAACCCAUGUCUGGAAGUUUGGCUCGACUGAUGGUUCGUAAUUGGUCUGGAAGCAGAUGUUCUAUGUCUGCUGUGGUGUGGAGCUUAGUGGGAUUUCUACUUUUCCUUCACUUGUACUCCCUUUUUAGCCACAAUGGUGGGAAAGAUGGAGAGAUCCAAUUCCAUUCGAGUCAUCAUCCUCUCAUCCGUGAACUUGAGCAGGUGGAGGAGGACAAUAUCCAAAUUCCUCCACCAAGGGGUAAAAGAUCUCCACGUGCUGCAAAACGAAGGCCUAAGAGGACGACCACACUGAUUGAUGAAUUUCUUGAUGAGAAUUCUCAACUUCGGCAUGUUUUCUUUCCUGGUAUGAAAAGCGCUAUAGAUCCAAUGAACGAUGCUGGGAACAAUAGCUUCUAUUAUUAUCCUGGGAGAAUUUGGUUGGAUACUGAGGGAAAUCCCAUUCAAGCUCAUGGAGGAGGAAUUUUGUAUGAUGAAAUGUCAAAGACCUACUAUUGGUAUGGAGAGUAUAAAGAUGGCCCUACUUACCAUGCCCACAAAAAAGGAGCAGCGCGGGUUGACAUCAUUGGAGUUGGUUGCUAUUCCUCCAAAGACCUUUGGACAUGGAAAAAUGAGGGGAUUGUAUUGGCAGCAGAAGAGACAAAUGAAACCCAUGCUCUCCACAAAUCUAACGUGCUCGAGAGGCCAAAAGUGAUUUACAAUGACAGGACAGGGAAGUAUGUGAUGUGGAUGCAUAUUGAUGAUGCCAACUACACCAAAGCUGCUGUUGGCAUUGCCAUUAGUGAUUCCCCGACUGGUCCUUUUGAUUACCUCUAUAGCAAAAGGCCUCAUGGAUUUGAAAGCAGAGAUAUGACUAUCUUUAAAGAUGAUGAUGGUGUGGCAUAUCUUAUAUACUCCUCUGAGGAUAACAGUGAGCUUCACAUUGGACCUCUUACAGAAGAUUAUCUUGAUGUCACACACGUUGUGAGAAGGAUUCUUGUUGGGCAACACAGGGAGGCUCCAGCACUAUUUAAGCAUCAGGGGACUUACUACAUGAUCACAUCAGGGUGCACUGGCUGGGCCCCAAAUGAGGCUCUGGCCCAUGCAGCUGAAUCAGUCAUGGGUCCAUGGGAAACUAUGGGAAAUCCAUGCAUUGGAGGCAACAAGAUGUUUCGGCUUACAACAUUUUUUGCGCAAAGCACAUUUGUAAUUCCUUUGGAAGGACUUCCAGGUUCAUUUAUUUUCAUGGCCGAUCGGUGGAAUCCAGCUGACUUGAGGGACUCAAGAUACGUGUGGCUACCUUUAAUAGUUGGAGGACCUGCUGACCGACCACUUGAGUUUAAUUUUGGAUUCCCAGUAUGGUCAAGAAUAUCAAUUUACUGGCAUAAAAAGUGGAGGCUUCCUUCUGUGUGGAGAGCAUAGAGGGUAGCAAUGACAGGAUUAGAAGGUUUAUGAAGAUGAAGGAGAAUCCUUUACCAUUAGAGAUUGUGACCAAACAUUUGGUCCAUUUACUGGUGAGAAUCUCUCUCUAACUAUCUCCCUCUCUCUCUCUCUCUCCACCAUGAAAAAGAUGAGAACCAAAUUUGUCAUGAUCAGAUCUUCCAUCCCAGGGUGAGUCGGUAGCCUUGGCGACUUCUUAUUUUGAUGCUGGCUAGGUUAUAUUACAUUCCUGAAAGUAGUUGUCUGAGCCAAUGUAAUCUUUUUCAGUCCAAUAUGGAGGACUGAAAUCCCAUGUUGAAUCUUACAAUAUGUAAGAACUAGCCUCUGACAAAAAAAAAAAAAAGUAGAAGGGGUUCAGGAAGGCAGAGAAAGGGGUUCCAAUUGCUCCGGCAUUUCUGCUGAACCAAUUUUUAUCAAUAAUGAUUUGUCGUGAUUGUUAAUUACUGCCGUACCUGUGGCAAACGCAGCAGAUAAACUAUGUCUAUUAACUGGACAGAAAACAACAGUACUAGAGAAAUUUCGAACGCUUUUUUGACA